Nyctereutes procyonoides (raccoon dog) is the source of this 684-nucleotide messenger RNA. Its product is annotated as group 10 secretory phospholipase A2-like. Gene Ontology annotation, biological process: lipid catabolic process; arachidonate secretion; phospholipid metabolic process. The transcript is spliced from 5 exons. The record is from RefSeq and is a predicted model, not a curated record. The coding region runs from base 1 to 684 and encodes 227 amino acids. Lineage: Eukaryota; Metazoa; Chordata; Mammalia; Carnivora; Canidae. Gene Ontology annotation, molecular function: phospholipid binding; calcium ion binding.
AUGCCGCCGCCGCCGCUGCUGCUGCUGCUCCUGGCACACGCGCUCGCGCCCAGCGCCGGUGAGUAUGCUCAGUCUGGGAGUGUGCCUCGGGGCUCUGUGGAUCCGGAGCUCAGGGGACCUUCUCUGGAAGCCCACUGUGUGCCGGGGAUUCUGGAGCUGUCUACAGCAGAGAUCUGCCCUCAAAGAGCUCCCAGCCUGGAGGGUCACUCGCAUAAACAGCAGCACAGUGUGAUAAGGACCCUUGUGGUCCCCUGCCGGCCAGGUGGAUUAGAGAAGGUGACAGCUUCCCCGAGGUCACAUGUGCAUCGGCGUGGGCUUAUAGAACUGGCAGGGACCAUGAACUGUGUUGGUACCCGCAGCCCCCUGUCCUACAUAAGCUAUGGCUGCUACUGUGGCCUGGGUGGCCAUGGCCAGCCCCGGGAUGCCAUCGACUGGUGCUGUCAUCAGCACGACUGCUGCUACAUGCGUGCCGAGCAGGCUGGCUGCAGACCCAAGAUGGAGCGCUACCCCUGGCAGUGUGUCAACCAGAGCAUCGUGUGUGGACCAGCGGACAACAAGUGCCAAGAACUCUUGUGCACGUGUGACAAGGAGAUUGCUUACUGCUUAGCCCAAACCGAGUACAACUUAAAGUACUUCUUCUACCCCCAUCUCUUAUGUGAGAAGGACUCGCCCACCUGUGACUGA